Messenger RNA from Chelonus insularis, 3636 nucleotides. Its product is annotated as DDB1- and CUL4-associated factor 5. Gene Ontology annotation, molecular function: protein binding. The transcript has 7 exons. Gene Ontology annotation, cellular component: Cul4-RING E3 ubiquitin ligase complex; cytoplasm. Lineage: Eukaryota; Metazoa; Arthropoda; Insecta; Hymenoptera; Braconidae. The coding region runs from base 824 to 3190 and encodes 788 amino acids. The record is from RefSeq and is a predicted model, not a curated record.
AUCCUCACCAUCUGCAAAACAACUCUGACGGACACAAAUUCAUCCCUACUUUGUGUAAUGAGGAUAGAAGUGGGGUCCAUCAAAGUGGCUGCUUACUAUUUUGAUUAUUAUUACUAAAGUAAAUGGCAAAGAUUAACAUAAAUUAAUAUUAAAUAAAUAAAUAAUGACUCUUAUAAUAAAUAGAAAAAAUUGAAAAGUACAAUUAACCUGGCGGGCCUGUCAAAAGUAUUCGGGUAAACCGUGGCGUGGCGCCCGAUUCCAUGAUCUCUCUGUAGUGUUGAUAGAAAUUCCAAGUGCUGCAGUGAUGUGUUUAGUGAAGAAGUGUGAUAUCUAAUCGCGCAUCAAUUUCAGAGUGAUAAACUUUAUUUUUAUUAACGAUAAAUUCCCUUACAGAUGUUAAAUAACCUAAUAAACGCUGCUAAGUUUUGAAAUAAGAUUACAAAUCACCAUAAAACUAACAGAGGUAAUAAAUACAAGUACCAAAUGUGCAGUGGAGACUUGAGAGGUCCGAUCAGCUGAUCGACAGGCAAGUCGUACUCGUGUGCGUUUAGAUCCUCUAUGCUCAGUUUGUACCUUGAAGAAAGAAACUCAGGGGAUUUUAGAGUGGGCGUCAUAUGUCUAUCUUGUGUCUGUAAAAUUUUUUCAGAAAAAAGAAAUUUAUAAAACACUACGUCAUAUAUUAAUAAGCAUUGAAUAUACUUUUUGUUAUUAUUAUUACCAUCAGUGGAAAAAAAUAAUAGCUCAUGGGAAGACAAAAAUAUAAUUAAGCUGACACAUUUGUGAGCAACAAAGGCUGUGAACAAAAUUAACAGGACGAAUUAUCAUGGCUCGUCCUUCGAUUCGUAGUCCACUACCGUGCAUUUUAACACGUCAAAUUGAUGAUCGUAUUAAUUAUUGUAAACGCCUUGUUGAUGCGAGGCUUAAUAAUUCUGAAAAUUUAUACCGGAAAGAUCUCAUCUCACAUUAUGGAUGUGUCAAUGCAAUUGAAUUUUCAAAAGAGGGACAUCUUCUCGUCUCAGGUGGAGAUGAUAGAAGAGUUCUCUUAUGGAAAGUGGAUCAAGCUCUUCAAGGUGUUGGCAAACCUAUGGCUAUGAGAGCACAACAUGGUAGUAAUAUAUUUUGCCUCGGAUAUGAUAGCAGCAAUACUAAAAUUUUCUCUGCUGGAAAUGAUGAUCAAGUGAUCGUUCACGAUCUCAGAACUGGAGAUCCCUUGGAAUAUUUUCUUCACGAAAAGCCAGUCUACGGGCUAUCAGUUCACCCCGAAGAUGACAAUAUAUUUUCCAGUGCCUGUGAUGAUGGAAGAAUUCUAAUAUUUGAUAUCCGGAAUUCAAGCAAUACUGAACCAUUGUGUCUGGCUCAAUACAAGACUCCCUUUCAUUCAGUAAUGUUUAACCCCGUUGAGCCUCGACAGCUUGCUACUGCAAACGCUGAAGAAGGUGUAAGCACGUGGGAUAUUAGGAAACCAUUAGAGCCUGUUUUACGUUAUGGACUCGAGGGUCCAACUCAGAGUUGCAUGAAUGUUCGUUUUAAUUCAGCAGGAACUCGAUUAUUAGCAUUAAAACGCAGAUUACCACCUGUUUUAUAUGCUGUUGAUUCUCCAAAACUCUUGUGCCACUUUGAUCAGCCUGGUUAUUAUAAUAGCUGCACUAUGAAGUCUUCUUGUUUUGCUGGAGAUGAUGAAUCAUAUGUUCUCUCUGGAUCUGACGACUUCAGUCUCUAUAUGUGGAAGAUUCCAAACGAAGACGUAAACUGGGUAGAAUCCGCGCAUAUGAUUUUGCGGGGUCAUAGAUCAAUUGUAAAUCACGUUAGAUACAAUCCCAGACAUUGCAUUUUAGCUUCCUCAGGUGUGGAGAAGAUUAUCAAGAUAUGGAGUCCUUUUACCCUUGGAAAUGGAUGCCUUGGUGGUUUAUCUAGAACUGAUGGAAAACUGGAAAAACAACGAAAAGUCUUUACUCAUGAUGAAUAUAUCAGAUUAGUAUUAAGAAAUGGUCAGUUUAUGACUCAUGAUUACAGCCAUCAGUCAACCCAUGAAGAUCCAAGAAUGAUGGCAUUCUUCGACUCUUUGGUACAACGCGAGAUUGAAGGCUGGAGCUCAGAAGAUGCUCCAACUGGUCAACGUAGUCCUAGUGAUUCUGAAGAAUUUUCUGUAACGCCCCCAAUUCGAGAAACUGAUUCUAAUGAUUCAGACUGUUCUGUAGAUACGCAUAUGGUACGUACUUUUCUAGGAGCAAAAUAUAGACAUCCAUCUAGAGGAGGUGUGGUACCAGAAAGACCUUUUGAAUCUCCAAACAGAAUAACUCGAUUAAUUGGCAGUUGUAGAGAAAAGUUAAUGAAACUAGCUGCGUUAGAGGGAGGAGCCAUUGUUAAUCGUCCAACAACAUCAACAACACAUGAAGACUCAGAUUCGCACGAUCAAAAGAGCUCUGAAGAAGAAGUUACAGUUUCUAGUAUAUGUAGAUUGAAAUACAAAGCAAAAAUGAAAAUUAUGAAGACCAGAUAUCCUGGUAUGAGAAAUAAAUUACGAAGAAAGUGUACAAUUUUAAAAAUUCCCAGUGAUUCUGAAAGUGAUAUGGAAUGUGAUUCACGUAGUAGAAAUAAUUCUAAGGAUUCAAGAAAUGAUAUUUCAACUGUUGAUACAGCACAGCCAAGUACUAGCACAGGAGUAAGCUCACGUGGUUCUAGAUACUCUCCAAGAGCUAUCGCAACAGAUAGUGAUCUGGGAGAAUCUAAUCACAGCAGUAUAAGUAGUGAUGAAGAAAACGAUCAUCCAGCUAAACGAAGACGGCUUAAAACUGAAGAAAGAUCCCGCGGAUACCGGAAUAGACCUGAAAGAUGCAAAUCAGGCAAUAAAACAGGUCGCGAAAAACAUCACAACAACAGUAGUAGUAGCAGUAGUAGUAAUAAUAGUAAUAGUCCGGAAUUUGCUAAUGGCUCGAGCUUGGAAAAUAGUAACAAUGUAAGUAAUAAAGCAGUUUUAACGCCAAUUAAAAAAAAUGCCAAAGCUCCACCAACUCCAGAUAGUGGAGUUACUUCCAAUGUUUCAACGAUAGAAAAGUGUGACACAGCUGCAGAAGCUGCGUGUAAUGGGGCUGAAAGCUCUGACCAUGAAAGAACUCUUAAAACCAUUGAAUGUUUUAAGAAAAAAGUGGAUGCCGCACGCAAAGGUUAUCGUAAACGAUCUGCACCUUAAUUCAUUUGAAUUAUGAAUCCUUCCGAAUUAUUAGUAUGAUUAAAUAAGUCAAAAAAAGUAAAAAGUUAACUUCAUAAUUAUGGGUAAUUGAUAAAAUUUUUGAUUAUGAUUAGUAAAAGAAUAGGAGUAAAUAAAAAAUUUAUUAUUCUUUUAUACUUAAUCCGUCUUUGUUUAGACUAAAAAAAUGAUUUUAGUGUCAAUUAUGAAUUGAUAAUGAUUUUUAACAGGAUUGUUUACUUGAAAAAAAGAAAAAAUACGUUUUGAAUUAUAAAUUAAAAAGUAUUUCAAGAUUUUGUUGAUAAAAAAGCAUGAAACAGGAAACAUUCAGGAAAAUUUUUGGCUUGUUUAAUCAAGCUAACCAAUCGUAAAAAUAAAGAGUAAUCUAAAAUUAUUUAUCAAUCUUCCUUUUUGUGCAUAUAAAAGGGAACUAAAGGACAUUCUGAAUG